Molecule: messenger RNA, 981 nt
Organism: Neospora caninum
Lineage: Eukaryota; Apicomplexa; Conoidasida; Eucoccidiorida; Sarcocystidae
Exons: 6
Coding region: 1-981 (326 amino acids)
Cellular component (GO): intracellular anatomical structure
Molecular function (GO): pyridoxal phosphate binding
Source: RefSeq, a predicted model, not a curated record
AUGGCGACCGACGCUGCUUCCCUCGACUGCCGAAUUCGCGAGAAUCUGCAAAGAGUGCGCGGCGAAGUCCGUGCGCUCGCUUCUCGCCACGCCCCGCCCUCCGCAUCUUCUCCUUCGGCGACUUCUUCGGCGGCAACAGGGGCUGCCGCCGGCCGCCUCAAAGUGCGGAUCCUGGCCGUGAGCAAGCACCACCCCGCGGCGGCUGUCGCCGCUGCAGCGCAGGCGGGGCAGAGACAUUUUGGGGAGAACUACGUUCAAGAGUUGGUGGACAAGGCGGCGCAGCUUCGCGAGCUCGACUUGGAAUGGCACAUGAUCGGUCAUCUCCAGUCGAAUAAAGUCAAGCAACUCCUCACUGCAUGCCCCAGACUGUACGCCGUGGAAACCGUUGAUUCGAAGAAACUAGCCAAAACCCUCAACGACGCCGCCGCGGCCGUCCUCCCUCAGCGAAACGGCGCGCCGCUCAGAGUUCUGGUUCAGGUCAACGCAUCCGACGAAGAGAGCAAGAGCGGCGUGAGACUCCACGCUAACGACAAUCCAGACGAAAAAACGGCGGGUACGUCCGGCGACAGCGCAGUGAGAGAGUUGGUCGAGUACAUCAUCGAUUCUUGUCCCCACCUUCGGUUCUCUGGCCUGAUGACAAUCGGCGAUCCAGACCCGGAACGAACUCCAGGGACGUUCGCGAAGUUGGCGAAACUGCGGUUGGACCUCCUGGAGCUUCCUCGCGUUCGCCAGGUGUUUGCGCCUCGCGCAGAGAACGUGCACGGCCGUGCAGAAGGCAAACGAGCCGUGCAGGCGGAGCCGCCCGAAGGAAACGAGCAUUGUGGGGACUCCGAUGCAGAGCGCGACACAGACGAGCGGUUCGAACUGAGCAUGGGAAUGAGUGGUGAUAUGGCUGAAGCCAUCAAACACGGAAGCACAGAGGUGCGGAUUGGCACAGCAAUCUUCGGGUCCCGCCCAGCGCAGCCGAAAAGCCGUUCCUAA